AUGCUAAAGGAUAUCCGGGAGGAUUGUCGCUAUUUGAAAAAUCGUGUUUCCAAUCUGGAAAGCAUUAAUGCCAAGUUAUUUCACAUGGUACAGAAUCAACAUCAUCCCCGUUGCGGUCACCACUCUUGUCAAGAACUCUUCCAACAUGCCAGUUCCCAAUCUGAAUAUUGUUCCCUGAACCAGAAUGAUGAACCACGUCCCAUGUUCCCAUCCAUGCCAAGUGCUCAUUCCUACCUGGCUCUAAACCGAUCAAACAACAGCCUCCGAGGUCAUUCAUCCGUGGACAGUAGUCGACAAGCUGGUACCAACAAGCCUCAGACAACCGCGGACCCGGCGUUCAUAGAUUUUUUUUCAUCGCGUGACCAUCCGAACGAGAGCAAGGCUUUGGAUAAUGCAACUGAUCUUGCCGUGACAGCACUUGCCCCCAGGAAAGAGUCUCCGGGGUCAAGUCCACAUGCUCAGGAAGAUUCCAGGACAGACUUUCAGUCCCCCAUCCAUGCACGUCUUCUCAGCGGUUGCUUUCACUCUGUACUCGAGGGUGUCCUCCUACGAGCCUCGUCCACACCCCAUUUCUCCCUGACAGAUCCUGAAUUCCCAUGCCUCACAGAUCCCUGCUGCGAAACGAGUGCAGAUGAUCAUUCGAUUCCAAAAGUGGUGAAACUGAAUUCCUGUGGAAAGUCAAAUAUGAAUGAAUGGCAAUCCCCAAAAGAUUGUGUUCGGGUGGCAAAACGACGUACUUCGUUUCCGUUACCCGCCACGCGCAGCACUACGCUCAACAAUGGUAUAUCCACUACCAGUAACGAUACCAAGGAUAUCCUGAACCGGAUGCAUGGCACUAUCAGUCCUUUAUGCCGUCGCAGUUUGUCGGGGGUGGAUGAUGCGGUUCGAUCUGUGUUAUUGCCACAUGCCUGGUUACAUAUGUCAAUCCUUCCGGAAACAGCGGUUCGACGUAAUCCGAUUGGGACAAGGAGUCAUAUCAUCCUGGGCGCUAGGUCACUGCCUUUAUGUAUAAAUCAGCCGGUGGACAAAUCUCCAAUGAACGACCGCAGUGGUAAUCAACUCGCGGGGUUCGGUAACUCCAACUCCCAACAAACGCGUCAUAACGCUGCUGUAUUGGCAACAAUUGGAUCCCCCUUGUCCAGUCGACAAACCAGAGCGUUUCAUACACAGCUGAACCCGAUCCAAGAGGUUGAAACCAAAGGAGAAAGUUAUUAUGACCUGAAGUCUGACAGUCCCAAGUAUACCUCGUCUACAACGAGCAGUUCAACUAGCAGUAGUGGUGUACUGGGUGCCACGUCUUCUGAAUCCAGAAUCCCCACUUGUCCUCGAAAACUAUCCGCAGCAAGGAAGGAAGCAUCUUCAUUACAACGGAUGAGGAGGACUUUGUGCAAUCCCUCGGAAGGGUCCGUCGGAUCUGAUCUGAAACUUGUGGGUAUUGCUCAAGACCACGCCGACCACGUGCACUAUCCUUAUGUUGAUACCAAACUCACCCCAACUGAAAGCUCUGGCUCAAUGUUUAAGGUAAGUAAAAAUGAGAAAUUUGCCUUGAUAAAUGACCGGUUGGCGUUAAACACUGAUGGCCGCAAUCGUAAGCAGUUUUUCUGUUUGAAUAAUAUACAUUGA
Echinostoma caproni is the source of this 1623-nucleotide messenger RNA. The record is from the annotation of a GenBank genome assembly. NCBI's taxonomy places the organism in Eukaryota, Metazoa, Platyhelminthes, Trematoda, Plagiorchiida, Echinostomatidae.